UCCAGAUCAUAAGGGGAGAGAUGCAGCUAUAAACAGAACCUUACAAGGGCUUCUCUCGUUAGCAAUGUGGAGAGCCAAAGUUCUGCAUCUCACCUGGCUGAUCUCCGAAAUCGGAGGCCUAUGUCUGACUUUGUUCCAGUUAGCAGACUGUGAUCCGAAAUGUGAACUGGAUGAACCAUGUGUUAAUUACAAUGAGGAGCACCUCAGUGCCUGGUAUAUCGGGUUACUGGCGUUGCUCCUUCUGGCCAUGACCCUGUCCUGCGGGUUCCUCUUCUGCAUGCAGUGCUGGCUGAAACGCCGGAGCAGCUUCCCCUGCCGGCGCACGCUCGCCGUGUUUGCGCUCAGCGACGCCGAUUCCCUUGGCGAAGCUUCCCCGCAUGCCUUUUCUGGAGCGCACACCUGCCCUCCCAACCCGGAGCUGGGCCCUUCUACCACCCCGCACGCCAUCCCCGGGGGGGCUGGACCGCCUCCUUCCUACGAGGAUAUUAUGAAGACAGGCAAACAUUAGGGGCCCGAUUCACACCCUGUGUUACUCCAGAACGACACCAGUGUGAGAACAGGGUCGGCCAUGAAGGUGAAGCCGAGAAAGAGGAAAUAUUUUAUAUUUAAAUUAAAAGGGGAAACAAACUGCAAUCAGAAGACGACCCAUUUUUUUCCUUUAUACUCCCCACAGAGAACAAGUUUGCCCUGUAGGAUCAAAAUUUGGGUCUGUAUUUCAGGCUCCUCCCAAGCUUAGGUUUGUCUGUACCCAGAAUUUUUGGUUCCACCUGAAGAUUUAGCCUGUAUCCUAAUUCCUCCCAGCCACUUACAGCUCCCUGACUUUCAGGGGUGAAGGCUAAUCCGUGACUAGGCAGUGGCUUCUGAAGCUUCCAGCAGAUGGUUUUACUUCCGUCACUUGGCCACGAGCCAGCGUGGCACCAGGUAUCAGAGUCACACUCUUCUACUGUGCUGUGUAAUGCUAUUAUGCCACAUGCACUGCCGUAGCUGGUGUGAAGGGUCUGUUACUUCUAGUUACAUUGAGCAGGGCCUGUGAGUAAUCCUGUUCGUUCCCUUCCAUCAAUUCUUCUUACUAAGCAAAGCGAGACUUGCUCAUUCUAAUAUAUUUACCAAUUGAUUACGUAUUGUGUAAGAUACCUACAAUGCCCAGUGCCCCUGUAUGGGGUACAUCCUGCUACUCAGGAUGUUGCAAAAACUAUGUGUGUGGUUAAUAGUUUUAUGACU
Molecule: messenger RNA, 1221 nt
Organism: Pelodiscus sinensis (Chinese soft-shelled turtle)
Lineage: Eukaryota; Metazoa; Chordata; Testudines; Trionychidae
Source: RefSeq, a predicted model, not a curated record